Cladophialophora immunda is the source of this 5299-nucleotide messenger RNA. RefSeq lists its product as uncharacterized. Gene Ontology annotation, cellular component: cytoplasmic vesicle. The transcript has a single exon. Bases 737 to 4096 code for a protein of 1119 amino acids. The record is from RefSeq and is a predicted model, not a curated record. Lineage: Eukaryota; Fungi; Ascomycota; Eurotiomycetes; Chaetothyriales; Herpotrichiellaceae. Gene Ontology annotation, biological process: regulation of Rab protein signal transduction.
CUGUUGCAUGCCGUCGGCGCUUCCCCUUUCCCACAGCCCUCGAAUGAGAGAGACAGAAAGUGAAAGCUGCAGAUCACAAUCAUCUCCGUCACCGCUUCCCACCACCAUCACCACCACGACGAGCGACGAACACCAUCACCAUCAACACCAACGCCAACGCCAACCAACCAACGCCAUCGCCGCUUCCUGGCAGAAACCCAGCUGGUCUCAGUAGCGGCCGCAGUCAAACAACCGAUCGGAUCGUCGAUUUGUGUGGCGGCCAUUGUCCUUUCCACACCCUCAACUCAGCCUAGGCGCAGGGAGGCGCUUGCCCCAUAGCAAGACGAUCCCUGCAAACCUCGUUAUCUCCAGGUUUUAACGCAUCCUUGGUUCUCCAGAGUCAAAAAUAAUUCACCUCCAUCCGGCAUCUCUCAACCAGUCCCUCGUAUCUCCUCUCCUCUCCCACAGCUCGUGGUCGGCUGGCCGCCAAAUUUGGGGCUUUUCACAUCUGCGUCGAGGUCCAAGGAAGGCCGCAUCAUAAGCUUCACGUACCGCCUCCAGUGAAUCCGAGGGCACGGGCACCGGGCGAGGGUGAAGAAUGCCCGAGCGGGUUUGACACCCCAAGAAAACAAGUCCCGGGGAACAGCAAACUCUACCGAAAAUUCCCAAGAGCCAAAUCCUCCUCAGACUAGCAAGGCUUUGAUGCCGGUAUCAAGGCUCGUCCUGGGUGAGCUGAUGGCAAGCUCGAGUUAAGAAAAUGCCGUCAACGCCAGAAACCCCCGAGUCGGCUCGACCACUUGCAGAUCACUUCUGGAUUGCCGGUCUCGACAGCCAACAACUGGUAGAUGCCUUCUCCCAACCGCGAUGGUCUCACGAUCACUUCGACACUAAUGGCGUCGACUUCUCCAUCAAAGAAGAGGCCUCUGCCGACAAUGAGCAGUCGUCCAUCCUCCAGUCUCCCCGAGCCUCGAUUGGCCAUUCCAGACAUGACUCGUACCAGAGACUCUCGCAGCUCUCCGAUGAGGCCAGGGAGACCAUUCAGAGCCUCCACGAGGCAACGAAGUCCCGCAGCAAUCGGAGUAGUCUCACCAUUCGAGCGGCUGCUGGCCCUGCCUCCGAUGCCCGAAUGUCCUCAUUGAUAUCAGAAGCGGAUUUCGAGAAAGCCAUGACCAAGUUCGCCACUGACCGAGACGCCUUCUAUCUGGACCUAACGUUUCAUCCAAAUGAAAGCACCAAGCCGGCUCGAUCCAAGUCGCGCCCCAAGACUCAGAAGAUCAUUGCUCAAGAUGAGUCUACCCCGGUUCCCAACCGCAAUUUUGGAAGCAUCCGAAGACACCUUUCCUUCAAAGACAUGUCCAGUACGAAACGCCAGCCAUCUAUGGCUCGACGGACGUCAACACGUACUUCUCGUAGGAUGAGCAGUUACAACUCCGUCAUACCCAGCCCAGAGACCUUCCACAGUUCUCCGGACCAGCAUCCACUAAUGCGAAAAUUCGAACCCGUGUUGCUGGAGAGAUAUCCUCGGCCUAGCACUUUCGACAAACAUCAGAGCAGAGCACCAUUCCCAGAUUACGUGCCUAUGUUUGCUUUUCCCAAUGAUAUCAAGAUUGUGGCGGCGGACACCAGACCGAGGUCAAUUUGGCAUGAAUUCUCCAUGACCGCAGCGGACAAUUCGAGACUGACGGCGGUGACGGUCAUAAUAUGGAUUCCAGUGAACCGCGAUCUUGCCGCGGAUUUGGAAAAGAGGUGUGAGCAAUGGAGGAAAGCUCAUAUGUCGGAGGCUGAGCGAGAAAUGGCGACUUCGCUUGCAGAGAGAUUGGCGGCAGAAAGUGCAAAAUUGUCUAGGCUACUAACACAACUGCCCCAACUCUCACCAGAUUCAGCGGAAAGAGAGGCUUUGGAGGAUGAAAUAGGUACAGUCGAAGAAAAAAUCGCUGUCAUGUCUGACAUGCUCAGGCCAUUGCGGCACAGUUCGGAGUCGGAUAUUCAAGGGCUUGCUGGUGGCGAAAUUCGUUUCUGGAUCCCAAGAGCUUACGGUAUCUUGGGAAAGGACAAGUCUAUGGCAAAUUUCUGGCGGCAGUGGCUUCGCGCGAUUGUUGUCCCCAUGACCGAUGGUGGAGUUUUGCGAGUGCCAGCAAGCUCCCCUAAAGUCGGCAUGUGGCAGCCGUUGGAGAGAUAUGUUGCAGCGCUGUGCCUCGAAGCACCCUGUCCAGUAUCGUCCAAGACUCAAGUCCAAAUCCCGAUACGAGAGCUCCAACUAUAUGCAAAAAAGGAGGCGGCAAAUGAACUCCCCGGAAGCAGAACGACCGAUCUGUAUCCUCUAUUUCGGGCUCUCACGAUUCCCAACAUUAUCCUUCUUAUCGAAUACGUCUUAUCCGAAUCCAGGAUCAUUCUCCUUUCUGCCCACGUCGCGAUGCUUCAAUUGGUCAGCAAAGCUAUCCUGGAACUUGUUUGGCCCUUUGAAUGGACGGGAAUCUACAUCCCGGUGCUGCCAUCACGUUUAGUACAAGCUUUGGAUGCGCCUUGCCCUUACAUCUGCGGCAUCGAUCGCAAAUACGAAAAGUACGACCUUCCUGAUGACGAUUAUGUUUUGGUCGAUUUGGAUAAGAAUGAGUUGCACAGUACGGCACCCCCGCCGUUCCUACCGAAGCAGCAACGCAGAAAAUUGAUGUCUCUGCUUUACCAAGCUGCGCCGCUGCACCAAAAUUUUGGAGUGGCUCCGGGACCCCCUUCAUAUGCUAUGGAGACAUACCCGUAUGACGCCUUUUCUGCGGAACUCGAGUCUACGUUCACUGCCGUCGCCAAAUCCACGAAUCUAGAUAAACUCGCGAGUCUCAGCUCCACUACAUUCGGUCCGCAAGCCGCUAUUGACACCAUUCGACGUUCACCACUGUUGAACGUUUUUCUUGCUUCUACACCAACCAGGGGAAAGAGCACUGAUCGUCCCAGAACAUCGUCAACAGCCAGACACUCUACAUUCACAGAUUCCGACAAUCAGUCUCCCAUCGCUCCCAACUUCCCUCUGACGCCUGGUUCUGGUCCAUCACGAACCGACUCCGGGUAUGCUCUUCAGACUUCUCUCAAGGAGAAGAGAUCCGGUCACUUCGACUCACUGUCAAAAAGAAGCUUCUCCGGGUCUACUCACAUGAUUCGGAAGGCUAGCAUUCCGUUUGUGAAACACAAUGCAAGCCCCUCUUCGAGCACUACGCUUUCAGAAAAUCGAAAUGGGUCAAUGUAUGCACCUUCUACCUACGCACAGUCGACCCUAGCAGCCUCAACAAUUAUGCCUGGAAUGAGCACACAGCCCGUGCGGAAUGGCGAAGGUACAUAUUGGUCUGAGGGUCAUUGUCUACAAUGGAGGGCAUCGGAUGGUCCAUCUACUUGUCUCCUUUGCGAUGAAAAGGCACCAGAUGGAUACUAUCGAUGUUCCGGCUGUGGUUUCGUCGUUCACGAUCGCUGUAUUCAGAACCUCUCCGUUGUCUGCUCUGCGGCCUUCUACCCCGAUCAGAUCCGCGCCGCCUUUGUGCGGUGCAUGGCCAGCUUGUUGUAUACCUACCGAAAAUGCAUGCAGCCUGCACCUCCACAGAAGAAGAAGCUGGGGGCUGUGUACUCCUUUGACAAUGACGCCUUCCUACGGAAUCUACCCCCCGACCAUGCUGCAUACAUGGGAAUGCUGCAACAAACCCAAGCUUGGAACGAAUUCAUCAUGGACCGUGAAGAGAAAACAUCGACACCCUCGAUAGCUCUGUUCGAUGCUAUUAUCAUGGCAAAACGUCGGCGAGCUGGAUUGCGGUCGAGUCUUCCUAGUCUCAGUCUCAAUAGGAAAAGCUUUAUGGCAUGGGCACCCUCUGGAGGCAUGCACACCGACAUACUCUCGGAUGCGUCUCAACAUCAAUGGAGGAUAGUCGCAGUACCGUCUAGUACCGAUCGUCCGGAGCUGGGCGCUGCGGCAAAGGGACGUGACUAUCAUACCAUUGUCACACGAACCCCAGCGAAGCUGGAGGAUGGUUUGUUCAAGCAAGAUGAAAAGGUUCCGAAUUUGCCUACAAUUCCUAAGAGAUCGAGGAUCAGCAUACUGACCGGUAAAAUGAACGGGCUCGGCAUGCACGCCCCGUGAAAGCUCGACCCAAGAUCUUUUGACACCGGCACCUUGUCCAAGACAAAUAUGGUUACCAGAUCCAAGAGUCGCCAAAAAGGAAGCUCUCAUACUGCUUUCCGUCGACUUAAGAGGUUGCCGGUGCUCAGCGAGCCCCGCUCUCCCAUUGCAGUCCGCCAUUGAAUAGCGAGUUGGCCCAGCACGGCCCUGCCAUCACGUUUGAUACUGUUCUUCAGUUCCUCCAACCCUUCUGCGACACCUUGUUCCUGCUCGACCAGAAAGGCUACUUGUAUAAUAUCUCGGGGUUUUAGCGACGGGUAUUCCAUAGCAACAUCGUUAUCCUGUUCAGCAUCCCAAUUCAAUGAAGUCGACUUGAAUGGCAGCUUUGGCUGGAGUUUUGUCUCUUGCAACAAAAUAGGCGCAUCGGAGACGUUUUCCAGUUGUGCCUCCAGAACAUAGCGGAGAAGCGUCGCCCUGCCAUAUGGGCCAUGUGUCUUGUCAGAAACUUCGACAGCUUUCAGUUCCGUGGUUUUGGUCCGCACGCUCAUGCAGGGCUGAGCAAGGAAUUGAUACAAUUUUCGAAAUGAUCGAACCCUGCCGCCAGUGGCUUGGCCAUCACCGGAAAUGGUCUCGGUGUAGGUGACGUUGACGGCGAGCACGUGGUUGCCCUCCUCCUUGAGGUCAAAUCGAAUGAUUCUUUGCAAGGCGCUCCCAGGGCCGGUGUGACUCUGGCUAGCUUCCGUUGCAUCAUCAGCGGCAUAGAGUUCCAGGGGUACCGCUUGAGACGGCGUUUGCAUCUCGGCCAAGAUCCUCGUUCCAGAAACGGCUUUGGUUAUCUGUCCUGGGGGGAGCUCAUUGUUGGCGCAGAGAGCACAAGAGAAGGUCUCGCCGACAUGGGCGGAACCGAACGAUGGUGGCAAACCCAAGCUGGUGGACAAAAUGAAGUUCUGGUCAGAGGCUUGGGAUGGAUAUGCUAAUGAGGCUGUAUGAGGUAUCUUUGUGUCAUUUCCACGGGGGAGAGGAUGUUGUUGGGCCAGUGAAGGUCGGGAGAGUCUAUGGGACACGGGCGUUAACUAAUUGACCUAAUUGCCUAAUUCCUAGAAAGCGUGUAGCCAGCCACAGACACACGGAACUCACCUCAGCACUAGAAAAUUGAGCCAGUGUAUUAGCAGAGAGCAGAUAAAAUAGCGGCUGUGUAAUAACAGAUGAAGGAUUUGACCGGGG